AGCAGUCGCUGCUGCUGCCGCCAGCCCCGCGCCCGGCCGGGACCCCUGCCCUCACCCGGGAUCCCCUUUCCCGGGGGACCUAGCCCAGAUAUCCAGAGGUGCCUGGAAGAGAAGUAGGCGCUUUUCCUGAGUUAUCCUGGCUCCCCAGCUUUGCCCCCCCAAAGCUGGCUUCCCCUCUCCUUCUCUUUCCCCUACUUCCCCUCUCCCUUCCCUAUGUACCCAGCUGAACUGGGUGUAGGCCACAUCUCGCCUCCCUCUUUUCUUCUCCUAGACAUUCUUUGGCCGGGUCCUAUUCUGUGCCCAAAGAUACUUGAACACACUUCAUCAAAGUGACUGGGAGAAGGGUCUUUUUGACUCCACGUUCUUGAGCAAAAGCUGAAUCAGGAGCAGGAAGUGGGGGAGACCUGUCAUGGAAGAGGGCUUCAGAGACCGGGCAGCUUUCAUCCGUGGGGCCAAAGACAUUGCCAAGGAAGUCAAGAAGCAUGCAGCCAAGAAGGUGGGGAAGGGCCUGGACAGAGUCCAGGACGAAUAUUCCCGCAGAUCCUACUCCCGCUUUGAGGAGGAGGAUGACGACGACGACUACCCUGCUCCAGCUGAUGGCUAUUACCGUGGGGAAGGGGCCCAGGAGGAGGAGGAAGGUGGCGUCUCCAGUGAUGCCACGGAGGGCCACGAUGAGGAUGAUGAGAUCUAUGAGGGGGAAUAUCAGGGCAUCCCCCGGGCAGAGUCUGGGGGCAAAGGCGAGCAGAUGGCCGAUGGAGCACCCCUGGCUGGAGUGAGGGGAGGCUUGGAGGAUGGGGAGGGCCCGCCUGGGGGCCGGGGGGAGGCUCAGCGGCGGAAAGAUCGGGAAGAACUGGCCCAGCAGUAUGAAACCAUCCUCCGGGAGUGUGGCCACGGCCGCUUCCAGUGGACACUCUACUUCGUGCUUGGUCUGGCGCUGAUGGCCGAUGGUGUGGAGGUCUUUGUGGUGGGCUUUGUGCUGCCCAGCGCUGAGAAAGACAUGUGCCUGUCUGACUCCAACAAAGGCAUGCUGGGCCUCAUCGUCUACCUGGGCAUGAUGGUGGGAGCCUUCCUCUGGGGCGGUCUGGCUGACCGGCUGGGUCGGAGACAGUGUCUGCUCAUCUCUCUCUCAGUCAACAGCGUCUUCGCCUUUUUCUCAUCUUUUGUUCAGGGUUAUGGCACUUUCCUCUUCUGCCGCCUCCUUUCUGGGGUUGGGAUUGGAGGGUCCAUCCCCAUCGUCUUCUCCUAUUUCUCGGAGUUUCUGGCCCAGGAGAAACGCGGGGAGCAUUUGAGCUGGCUCUGCAUGUUCUGGAUGAUUGGUGGAGUCUACGCAGCGGCUAUGGCCUGGGCCAUCAUCCCCCACUAUGGGUGGAGUUUCCAGAUGGGGUCUGCUUACCAGUUCCACAGCUGGAGGGUCUUUGUCCUCGUCUGCGCCUUUCCUUCUGUGUUUGCCAUCGGGGCUCUGACCACCCAGCCUGAGAGUCCCCGCUUCUUCCUGGAGAAUGGGAAGCACGAUGAGGCCUGGAUGGUGCUGAAGCAAGUUCAUGACACCAACAUGCGAGCCAAGGGACAUCCUGAGCGAGUCUUCUCAGUGACCCACAUUAAGACGAUUCAUCAGGAGGAUGAGUUGAUUGAAAUCCAGUCAGACACAGGGACCUGGUACCAGCGCUGGGGGGUCCGGGCAUCGAACCUGGGGGGGCAGGUUUGGGGGAAUUUCCUCUCCUGUUUUGGUCCAGAAUAUCGGCGCAUCACUCUGAUGAUGAUGGGUGUGUGGUUCACCAUGUCCUUCAGUUACUAUGGCCUGACUGUCUGGUUUCCCGACAUGAUCCGCCAUCUCCAGGCGGUGGACUACGCAGCCCGCACCAAAGUGUUCCCUGGGGAGCGCGUAGAGCAUGUGACUUUUAACUUCACCCUGGAGAAUCAGAUCCACCGAGGGGGACAGUACUUCAAUGACAAGUUCAUUGGGCUGCGUCUGAAGUCAGUGACCUUUGAGGAUUCCCUGUUUGAGGAGUGUUAUUUUGAGGAUGUCACAUCCAGCAACACGUUUUUCCGCAACUGCACAUUCAUCAACACCGUGUUCUAUAACACUGACCUGUUUGAGUACAAGUUUGUGAACAGCCAUCUGGUGAACAGCACAUUCCUGCACAACAAGGAGGGCUGCCCGUUAGAUGUGACGGGGACGGGCGAAGGGGCCUACAUGGUGUACUUCGUCAGCUUCUUGGGGACGCUGGCUGUGCUUCCGGGGAAUAUCGUGUCUGCCCUGCUCAUGGACAAGAUUGGCAGGCUCCGAAUGCUUGCUGGCUCCAGUGUGAUGUCCUGCAUCUCCUGCUUCUUCCUGUCUUUUGGGAACAGUGAGUCAGCUAUGAUCGCUCUGCUCUGCCUUUUUGGGGGGGUCAGCAUCGCAUCCUGGAACGCGCUGGACGUGUUGACUGUUGAACUCUACCCCUCGGACAAGAGGACCACAGCCUUCGGCUUCCUGAACGCCCUGUGUAAGCUGGCUGCCGUGCUGGGGAUCAGCAUCUUCACGUCCUUUGUGGGAAUCACCAAGGCUACCCCCAUCCUCUUUGCCUCUGCUGCCCUUGCCCUUGGUAGCUCUCUGGCCCUGAAGCUGCCUGAGACCCGGGGGCAGGUGCUGCAGUGAGGGGCUCUCUGGGACGUUGGGGGUGGCAGGCACACUGUGAGACCAACUUCUUCCCUUCCCCUGCCCUGCCAUCCUGGUCCCGAGCCCUCCCUCCCCAUGCCCAUGUUUGGUGUCUUAGCCUUGUGUAUGUGUGCGUGUGCAUGUGUGUGACCCCGUGGGCAAACACUAUAGGGAAGGCUCCUUCAUCCCAGUUUUGGGAUGCAGCUCUACUCCCCACCUCCUACCACCCUUGACUUUGCACAAGAGAAGGCUUGGCCCCACCCUUCUCCCUGUUGUUAGUGAGGGGGGUCAGGGGGUCUUUGCUCUCCUAGCUCCAGGGUCUCCAGAACAGGCUUCCUGCCUUCCCCCUCAUUUCCUCUGCCCAUGCCCUGGUGAAAUCAUGGACGCGUGGUUAUGCUGGGGGCUGCGGCUUGGUGUAGACCACGGACCAAAAGAACUUCAACUUGAGUCAGAAGGGCCUCGAGUGCUCUCUCAUGCCUCCUGUUGGAUGCUGGGGGAGUAGCAAUAAACCUCAGACCCCUAGCCUCUACUUCCCCCUCAACAUAGGCUGUAAGAAGCCUGAAUUUUAUGAAAUUAGCUUUCUGAUUCUUAUUUAUGUAUUAAGUUCUGAAACAGCUCAGCAGGACUAUGUGUGUGUGUGUGACUGCGUGUGUACACUGUGUGUGUGUAUGUGCCAUGGGGUGGGGUGUCACUAUACUGUCCUACAAUAUAAGCCAAGGGUAAUUUCAGCAGACACACACAACCCUGCCUUCCGUAGCACCUCCCCUAAUCUCGUUUCUGUGCCAGGCCUGGGAGGGAGGGGCCCGAGGCCAGGCUGGGAUGAGUACCAGGCCAGUCCUGGGAGAUCUGAGGGUCCCUUCCUUCCUCUCAAGGAGCACAGGCCUCUGGAGUGAGAGGCUCCGCUCACUAUAGCACAGAUUGUUACAGCACAGCUGCCCUCCCAUCCCCAACGGAUCCCUUCAGGCGGGGGUCAGGGGAGGGAAAGAAACCAGGCCUAAGGUCAAACCAGCAGAUCAAAAAGCACAAGGAGCAGGGGCCUGCCCAGCAAUUCCUCUAAAGUGGAAAGAGGGUGGGUAGCAAGCCAGGGACCCCCUAAUGCAGGGACCAGAGCCUCAGUUUCCCCAUCUCAGCCUUUCCACACAAUAGCCCCUGUAGGUUAAGCUGCCCCUGCUCCACCCCACUUUGUGUGGCUGCUUUUUUUGGUGCCCCCCUCCCCACCAGCGUAGCUGUGAUGUGUUGUAGUUUUUAGCUGUUUGUAAAAUGUUAAGUUAAAAGGAAAAACAACAACAAAAAAAGAAAAUCCAAACUCAUCCUUCUCAUGCUGCAUCUGGUGCCCCCACCUCUGUGGUCACUCCCCCCCCCAUUUUGUAACGCUGAACGAGGUGGUGACUGUUGAACUCUCUGUGCUCAAAGGACUGCCUUCUCCUCCAGUGCCCAGUGUACGAGUGUGUGCCCUUCCUUCACCCUUCACUUGCUGGAUGCAGCCCUCUCUCCUGCACCCCCUGGAGGGACCCAUCCAUCUCCCUUGUUCUCCUGGGGAACCCGAAACCCACUCUAUUGAUGUGAAAAAUGAGA
Molecule: messenger RNA, 4213 nt
Organism: Myotis davidii
Lineage: Eukaryota; Metazoa; Chordata; Mammalia; Chiroptera; Vespertilionidae
Gene: SV2A
Product: synaptic vesicle glycoprotein 2A
Exons: 13
Coding region: 410-2638 (742 amino acids)
Biological process (GO): transmembrane transport; chemical synaptic transmission
Cellular component (GO): membrane
Molecular function (GO): transmembrane transporter activity
Source: RefSeq, a predicted model, not a curated record